AUGAAUAAAACAGUACAAAUUAUUGUACUUAUAACAUUUUACUAUCUAACAUCAUUAGGAUUAGGAUUCUUUACUACAUAUUUUUUAUCAAAAUCUGCUUAUAAUUUUAGAUUUCCUCUUUUUAAAAGUUCACUACAAAACCUAACACAUUUUAUUAUAAGUUCAUGCAUUUUAAAAAUAAAAAAUAAUGCCUCUAAAAAAUCAGGAUACAUUUACACAACCAUUCCUUGUGCCAUAACAGGUGCCGUAGACAUAGGGCUAAGUUCAUAUUCACUUAGAAACGUAUCUUUAGCAUUUUAUACAAUGGUUAAAUCAUCAGCACCCGUCUUUAUUCUGCUAUCGGGCAUGGCCUUUGGAAUAGAGAAGCCGUCUAUAAGAUUUUUUCUUAUAAUUUUUACAAUAGGCCUUGGUGUGUUUAUGACGUCAUUUAAAAACUCAAAUUUUGAUUUUACUGGGUUUGGAAUAAUAUCGUUUGCAUCAUUUAUGGCAGGAUUUCGAUGGGCAUUUAUUCAGUAUUUAUUACAAAAACGUGGUGUAAAAAAAGGAGGGAUGUACGGCACUAUUAGAGAUUUAAGUCUUCCUAUAGCUUGUAUACUUUUUAUUAUGUCUUAUUACAACGAAGGAUUUAUUGAAAUUAUACAGUCAGAAUUCUUUAAUAAUUCUAAGGCAGCAGCGAAAAAUCUCUCAUUUAUUAUAGGAAGUGGCAUUCUUUCAUUUUCGCUAAUAUGCUCAGAAUUUACACUUGUAUCAAAAACAAGUGUAGUAUUUUUAAGUGUAAGUAGCAUUGUAAAAGAAUUAAUUAUCAUUAUUACUUCAUUGUAUAAAAAAGAAAUAGAACUAAAUAAUAUAAAUUAUAUAGGAUUAGCAAUUAGUAUAAUAGGAAUAAUGUGUUAUAAUCUAAAAAGAAAAUAG
Vairimorpha ceranae is the source of this 912-nucleotide messenger RNA. Its product is annotated as permease of the drug metabolite transporter superfamily. Gene Ontology annotation, biological process: UDP-glucose transmembrane transport. The transcript has a single exon. Bases 1 to 912 code for a protein of 303 amino acids. The record is from RefSeq and is a predicted model, not a curated record. Gene Ontology annotation, molecular function: antiporter activity. Gene Ontology annotation, cellular component: cis-Golgi network; endoplasmic reticulum-Golgi intermediate compartment; Golgi apparatus. Lineage: Eukaryota; Fungi; Microsporidia; Nosematidae.